UUCCACUGAAUUUCAUGCAACGUAAUGCGCGCCAUACGUCAAAAGGGAAAUAACUUGUACACUGCAACUACAAUAUGUCAACAAGCGGCAUUUGUUUUUGACUUGGAUUUGACCCAGUGGAACUUAAAACUGGAUGAAAUGGUGAUCGAAGACAAGUCCGAAAAAAGAAAGCAAUGGUUAUUUAUCCGUUUAUACCACUAGAGCAGCAAAAUUGAGUGAUAAUGUCUGGAAGUAACUGUGUGAUAUGCAACGAACCUUUGGAGAAUGGGCAAGUUCUGAUAACGAUAAGAGAAAAAGGUGCAAAAACAAUCAAUGAAGUAAGCAGCAAACAUAGACAUCAAAACGUAUUUGCUGUAGCCGGCCAAAUACUACACCAAGAAUGUCGAAAAAAAUAUACUAAUGCUAAAGAGAUUCAGAAAAUUGGUAAAGAGAAUGCUGAUAACGAUAGAUUUGAUCGACUCACGCGAUCAUCACAGUAUUUUGAUUUUAGAGAACACUGUUUGUUUUGUGGACAGUCAGCGCAAAUGUCAGAUAGAAAAUAUGGAAUAGAAGUAUAUCCAGUGAGAACUUUUGAAUUCCAACAGAAAAUUGAUGCAAUAUGCAAAGACAGAAAAGAUUCAUGGGCUGCUGACGUUUUGGCAAAACUUGAAUAUGCACAAGACUUACCUGCAGCAGAUGCUAUUUACCAUCAGAAAUGUAGCGUCAACUUCAGGACAGGGAAAAAUAUACCAAUUGGUGGAACACCAGAGCAAAAACGAAAAAAGCAAGGUAGACCAGAUCACACUGAAGCAAAUACAGCUUUUCUAAAAACCAUGGAUUACUUGCUAGAAAAUGAAGAAGACCAAUUGACAGUAAAAGACCUCGUUCAUCAAAUGACACAGUUUUGUGGAGAUCUGGCAUACACAACAGUACACAUGAAAUCAAAGAUCAAAACACACUUUGGUGAUGAAGCUUUUAUUACCGACGUCUGUGGAAAACCAAAUGUGGUCACUCUUCGUAAAACGGCAUCUGUUCUUCUGCAAGAAUUUCAUCAGAGUCAAAAAACUUCCGAUCCUGAAACAGAAAAAAGAGAUUAUCAAAACAGUAUCUUCCACUGUCUUGAAAGAUCAUGA
This is a messenger RNA of Mytilus trossulus (common blue mussel), 1112 nucleotides long. RefSeq lists its product as uncharacterized. The transcript is spliced from 3 exons. The record is from RefSeq and is a predicted model, not a curated record. NCBI's taxonomy places the organism in Eukaryota, Metazoa, Mollusca, Bivalvia, Mytilida, Mytilidae. Bases 222 to 1112 code for a protein of 296 amino acids.